AGCUUCUCCCCAUCGCCGUGCGGAGACUGCGUGCGGGGGCCGCUGUGGGUGCAGCCAGCGAUCGGCGCUUUUAUAAAAGCUGCGGUGCUUCGCGAGGCAGGAGCGCGUCAGUAUUUCUGCAGCCGCCCAUCCCGCGUCUGGUUUUUUUUUCUUUUUUUUUUUUUUUUUUUUUUUUACGGAUUGUCUCCCCACCACAUCUUCCCCUUCUCCCCCCCCCUCUCGGAUAACUCUUCUCUGAUAAGGAAAGUCUGGUGUAUGGUUUUGGCUGAAGCUCGCAAGAUGUCUCGUACCGACGAGGUCCACCGUAUAACGGAGAAUGUCUACAAGACCAUCAUGGAGCAGUUCAACCCCUGCCUGCGAAACUUCGUUGCCAUGGGGAAGAACUACGAGAAGGCCCUCUCCGGUGUGACGUUUGCUGCCAAGGGCUACUUCGACGCUCUCGUGCGGAUGGGAGAGCUGGCCAGCGAGAGUCAAGGAUCCAAGGAUCUCGGUGACGUGCUGUUUCAGAUGGCUGAAGUUCAUCGACAGAUCCAGGUUCAGCUAGAGGAGAUGCUGAAGUCAUUCCACAACGAGCUGCUGACCGAACUGGAAAAGAAGGUGGAGCUGGAUGCUCGCUACCUGACCGCGGCACUGAAGAAGUACCAGAUGGAGCAUAAGAGCAAAGGUGAGAGCCUGGAAAAGUGCCAGGCAGAGCUGAAGAAGCUGCGGAGGAAGAGCCAGGGGAGCAAGAACCCAUCCAAGUAUAGCGACAAGGAGAUUCAGUACGUGGAGACCAUCGGCAGCAAGCAGAGCGACCUUGACAGCUACAUCGCCGAGAGCUACAAGACGGCGCUCUCGGAGGAGCGGAGGAGGUAUUGCUUCUUAGUGGACCGCCAGUGUGCCGUGGCCAAGAACAGCAACGCCUACCACGGCAAGGGCAAAGAUCUCCUGACCCAGAAGAUCCCGAUCUGGCAGCAGUCCUGCUCGGACCCCAACAAGCUCCCGGAGCGAGCCAUCAUCCUCGCACAGCAGCUCACCGCGCCGGGCGGAGGCCUCAUCUCCAGCCCUCUGCACUCCUCCAAAAGCAACCUAGUCAUCUCUGACCCCAUCCCCGGGGCCCAGCCGCUGCCGGUGCCCCCCGAGCUGGCAGCCUUCAUGGGCAGCUCCCAGAGGAUGCUGGGAGCGGACGGAAUGUCCCUGAUGAAUGGCACGACGGGGGUCCAUGGGGAUGAUUACCAGCACUGGGCCGAGGGCCCAGCGGGCCAGGUACGGUCAUCCUCCCCCCAGCCACAAGCCCAGACCCAGAGGCAGGUCAGCGACGUGUACUCCAACACGCUGCCUGUCCGCAAGCCGGCACCCGCCAAGAGCAAGGCUUCUGUGGGUGAGACCAGGACACUGCCCAGGUCCAGCUCAAUGGCGGCAGGGCUGGAGCGUAAUGGCCGGACUCGCGUGCAGGCCAUCUUCUCCCACACCGCCGGAGACAACCGCACACUUCUGAGUUUCACCGAGGGUGACAUCAUCACCCUGCUGGUGCCGGAGGCGCGGGACGGCUGGCACUAUGGCGAGAACGAGAAGAACAAGAUGCGUGGUUGGUUCCCCUUCUCCUACACACGUGUACUGCCAGACAGCGAGAGCGACAAGCUCAGAGUCAAUACCUCGGCCCUGAGCCCCUCUGUGUUCAGCAGCAGCGCUGAGCUUCCUGUAUUCGUGCAGCCUGCACCAUGGGAAGAGCAGCAGCACGGGGAACCUGCUGGAGCGGGACGACUUGGGCUUUCCAGCGGCCGACUACGGCCUGACAGCCCGAAUGCUGGCACAGAACCUGACUCACAGCAGGCCCCGCCCCUACAGUGUGGCGCUGUCGGGCUUCUCGCAGCCAGCACAUGAUGGGUACGAAGACCGGUUUCCUACAAGUUCCGAUGGCAAAUUGAUCUCGACAGUGUGAGAGCAGACAGACACAUGCAGAUCUGAAUAGCACAGCACCCAUCCGGCCUACACCUCUGCUGGCUCUGUUUUUGCAUCCCCUCCCCCCCACCCAUCUCCCUUACUGGGGAGGGCUGGGCGUGUCCUGUCAUUUUGUCAUCCCCAGUCUACCCCUGCCCCACGGUGGGUCAGAAUGCCCCCCAAGAUUGGGCAGAAGGGCCACGGUUAAUGCGUGUGUGUGUGCAAGUGUGACCCACACUUUUAUGGACUCCAGAUCUCCAUUAAUCAGAAGAACGGGAUGGACCGUCAAGGAGACAAUGCAACGUUUGCUGGUCUCACACACUUCAUUUUUUUAUUUUUAUUUUUUGUGGAUUUGAAGGAUGAACUGGCAACGUUAAAAGAAUAAUUUCUCUCCGCUGUGAACAGAGACACGUUGUCUGACCAAUCACCGUCAGUCCGCUUCUUGUCGUUCAUUGUCAUGGACACACUUUUAAUAAAAAGCCACACCAAGGAAGGAAUGUGGAAGGAGUUCCAGGGUUAGACCAUGGGGGACUGGAUUUUAAGAAAGAAAGAAAGAAAGAAAGAAAGAAUUCUUGCUUGGAUUUGUAUUACAAAAGGUUUGGUACUUCACAUCCUUUGAGAUUUCUCUCUCCUUUUUGUGAUGUGAUGUUUGCGUUUCUCCGUUUUGGAAAUAUUGAAAUGAGAUAUAUUUUUCUAAAAGUUUGUUUCUGUGCUGCUAAAUGAGACUCAGCUGAUGAGUAGGACUGCUGGACGUGAUGAAAAGUAAUGAUCCUAUAACAUGAAAAUUAUAUGUAUAAAAUGGCUGCUAAUGAUGAAAUGGGAUUUAUGUUUUGCAAAUGGAUGGUGGUUUUCUCGACUUUGUUCUGCGGCCAGGACUUUAAAGCAAGACCUGGUUAUGAGCCAGUAUCAGUGUGUUUAUUUUAUUUGUUUUGUGAAUCAGAUAUUGUGUGAAAUCUAAUGUAAAUCCUCGUUUCUGAAAUCGGUUCAGGCGUGAGAACCAGUACAUAUUUCCUGUGAUGCUGCACUGGGAAGGGGUGUGGCUUCAAAUGGCCCCGCCUCAUUUUCCACAUGGCCCCUCCUACACUUUGCAUCUAGUAGAGGAAUGUCUUGUAACAGCAAGAGACGGCUGCAUUUGCGUAAGUCAGAAUGGGAAGAACGCUGCCAUUGUUGGCCUUGCAUGUCCGUCAAGUGGAACUGCCAGGAUCUGAUUGGACCCUGUAACUGUUGUAGCUCCUCCCACUGUUUAGUUUUCCAUAGUGCAAAGCAUCUUUCCAUCAGUCCUUGUUCACAGUGCAUAAGGAAACCCUUACAAAGAUGCUCUGUGGGCCUGAUUAACUUUUCUGGAUCCCACACCUGAUGACAAAGUAAUACUUGAUGAAAUAACGACAAGAUUAUGUUUGAGUAACGUGUCACAUAUAUGCUGCUGUUUAGUGUUGACUGCUGAGGCAUUUUUUUGCCAAGUUUUUUUUUCCCCUAUUUCAGGCAUAUUUUAAUGUGUCUGUAUUACUUUCUCAAAAGGAAUCUGAAGAUGGACAUAUUUGUAAGGGAAUUAGUAGGUCCAUUGUCAUUUGAUGUCAUCAAUUUCCAUUCCAGCUUUUAGAUGUGAGUUGAUCCACCUCUGUUGAUGUGUCCUCUGCACAAAAAUACAAGGAUUGAAACUGCAGCUCUGAUGUGAAAGCAGUAGUCAGACAUCGGUGUGCAGGUGGUAAUGGACUAAACCACAAUGUCCAAGCUGUAUGCAAUUCUGAAAUUCACGCUGGACCGGUACUGUGAUUCUUAUGGUCACCACCCUCUCCCCCCCCCCCAUCCAAUGUGGUACAGUCCGAAUCCUGUCCAAUCACAUUUGAUACUGAGUCAUGUCAUCUCCCUGAGCCAUGUGUAGCCUUUGGCUGAUUGGCUGAUCCUGAACCUCCUCCUUGUCUCUUCCCGUCUAUUGCCGACGUUGAGGAUGAACAGGAAAGAGGAUUUUGUUCUGUAUGCUACUGCUAAUGACCAAGGUCUUCAAGGCUCCAUCUCCCUCCACUAGCCUUCCAAAGCAUUUUUUUUAAGUUGCUAAUUUUGUUUCGAUAUUGAUAUUAUGGUGACUUUUUUUGCACAAAAAGCAGUGAACCCAGCAUCCCUGGGGGCCCAGGUGCCCCGUCCCUCCCCCUCCAUGUUUCUAAACUUGGUCUUUCACUGUGUUUCCAAGGUGACUGAAGUGACCAAGGCCCCAGCUCCUUUCCCAGCAUCCUUUGCUGGUUCGUUGGUUCCCAGUUGUCUCCCGACUGAUCUUUAGUGACUCAUGUUAUUCCAGCUGAUUAUUUCAUUUUACGUUACGUUAUAUCCGCUGAGCCGUUUGUGUACUUUGUGCCAGCUUUCUCGUUGACCCUGCUACGUACGUGUCCAGAUGCGAUGGGAAUGAACCAGAAUGGCAGGCAGGCAGCCACAUGUCCGCAAGGCUGGUGGUCUAUAUAAGUCUAUAUAAUGGUUUAUAUAACAGUCUAUAUUAUUGAUGUCUUUCCUAUCAAACUCGUUUUUGUCGUAAGCAAAAGAAGAACAAAAAAAUAUAUAUAUAUAUAAUCUAAAAUGUGUAUAUUAAAGCGAUUUAUAGCAUGCAUGCUACUGGGAGCUCCAGAGCCAUGUCAUGUUGAAAAAUGACCCUGGAUGUAUGUGACUUUAUACUUUGAAAACGGGAAAAAAAUAAAUUUUUCUUCAUACAAAAUGUCCUUUUUUUUCCCCUCCCUCCCCCCCCGAAAAGUUUCAAUACUUUUUAAAUAUAUUUGAAUAGGGCUGUAGUCAUGGUGACCGGUAUGACAUGAGGUCAUGGGAGGUACUUUUGGGCCCGUAAAAGCAAGUGACCAUGUGACUCAAUUGCUGCCUGCUUGCCCCCCCCCCUUUCCCCCUCUCUCUCUCCCUCUCCACCCCUCUUUUCCUCACCCUUUUGGAUGUCCUUGUUGUUACUGUUGAAAUGAUUACUGGAGAGAUGUAUUGUUUGAUUUGCUUUGUGAGGCGCAAUUCUGCAGUUGGUUGUAACUAUGGGUCUCCUGGGUUUAUAUGUGACAUUAACUGUAGCUGUGGAUGGGUGAAUAUGUGAAUUUUUAAAGUUUAAAAAAAAAAAGAUUGUUACUGUGGGGGAGAAAAAAAAAAGUGUUCUAAGCUAAGCAAGACAGUAAUUCAUAAAAACAAUUGGG
Molecule: messenger RNA, 5090 nt
Organism: Paramormyrops kingsleyae
Lineage: Eukaryota; Metazoa; Chordata; Actinopteri; Osteoglossiformes; Mormyridae
Source: RefSeq, a predicted model, not a curated record